This is a messenger RNA of Anopheles cruzii, 4055 nucleotides long. RefSeq names its product liver carboxylesterase 1 (gene Gli). The record is from RefSeq and is a predicted model, not a curated record. The coding region runs from base 2 to 2887 and encodes 961 amino acids. Gene Ontology annotation, cellular component: septate junction; tricellular tight junction; cell surface. Lineage: Eukaryota; Metazoa; Arthropoda; Insecta; Diptera; Culicidae. The transcript has 7 exons.
UAUGACGCGGCGGCCAGCAGAAGUGGCCUAUCGUAGGCCGGCACCGGAACCCCGGUCCGGAUCCCGCGCCGUGCUGGUGCUGCUGGCGGUUCUCGGCUGUGCCGUGCUGCCGAGCGCCGGCCAAUACUACACGACCCGCGAUCCGCGAUGGUACUCGCGUGAGGGCGACUUUAACUACAAAAUUCCCAACCCCGGGGAACCGGAAUAUCGAACCUACACGUUCAACAAUAGACGAUAUGGCUAUUACCAACCGAAUGGCUACGGCCAGCAAUACCCGGGACAGAACCUUCCCGGCCAGUAUCCCACCAACACCGGACUAGGAGACGAUCGCUUCAAAUACGAUCCGAACAAUCCGACGCUGGUGCAGACACCGUUCCCGGGCGUACUCGGUGGUUGGCGCGAGGAUCUGCAGGGUAAGCUGCGCCGUGACUCGAUGCAGCUUGACCGCGACGUCUUCGUGACCACCAACUACGGGCAGGUGCAGGGCUUUCUGGUCUACCUGUACGACAAUCCGGACCCGAAAAGCCUGUACCGGCCGUGGCACAGCACGGUCGAUCGGAUCAUGGGCAAGUGCUCGACGUUCCUCGGCAUUCCGUACGCGCUGCCUCCGACGCACGAGGGUCGCUUCAAGCCGCCAAGACCGCACCGAGGCUGGCAGUUGGUGCAGGCCGUCGACUAUGGACCCGCCUGUCCGCAGCCCGUCAAGUACACCGGUGCCACGAAGGGGAUCCGCGACAUGGACGAGGACUGUCUGUACCUGAACAUCUUCUCCCCAAACACCCAAGCGGGAGUGGCCCAGCGCUACCCGGUGAUGAUCUACAUCCACGGCGGAGAGUUCGUGCGCGGUGCUUCCAACACCUUCCCCGGGCAAAUGAUGGCCGCGUUCUACGAUGUGGUCGUCGUGACGUUCAACUACCGGCUCGGAGCGCUCGGGUUCCUGUCGACGGGUGACGAAAACUCGCCCGGUAACUACGGUAUCCUCGAUCAGGUGAUGGCCGUGCGCUGGGUGUACGAGAACAUUGAGUCGUUUAACGGGGACCGCAACUCGAUCACCCUGUUCGGUCCGGGGGCCGGUGGUGCGUCGGCCGGACUGCUGAUGGUGGCACCGCAAACCCGUGACAUCGUUACGCGCGUCAUCGGCCAAUCGGGAUCGGCCCUGGCCGACUGGGCGCUGAUCGAGGACAAGUGGAGGGCCCAGAACACGAGCCGUGUGUUUGGGCAGAUGGUCGGGUGCUCGAUCGAGACCUCCUGGAAGCUGGUGAACUGCAUGCGAAACGGGCGCAGCUUCUACGAGCUCGGUAACGCCGAGUUUGCCCCGCACGUGGGUCUCUUCCCGUGGGGACCGGUGCUGGAGAACAACUUCACGUUCCCGGGCGACAACUGGUACGAGGGUUGGAACGAGCGGGACUGGCACUUCCUGUCCGAGACCCCGGAAUCGCUCAUCAAACGGCGGCACUACAACCGGGGUCUGCACUACAUGAGUGGCGUGACGUUACAGGAGGCCGCCUUCGUGAUUUCGGGCAACGAAUCACUGGCUCCGUACUACGAGGUGGACGAAAGGUUCUACGACCAGAAGGUGCGCGAACUGGUGCUCCGCUACAACUACACGCUCAACCUGAACGGCACGUAUGAGGCGAUCAAGUAUAUGUACACGUACUGGCCGGAUCCUUCCAACACCACCUUCAUUCGGGAGCAGUACAUCAACCUUUUGUCGGACUUUCUGUACCGAGCACCGACGGACAAACUGAUCAAGCUGCUGGUCGAGCGGAACGUUCCCGUGUACAGCUACGUCAUGAACACCACGAUCGAGGGCCUAAAGCUUCCCGAAUGGCGCAAGGUACCGCACGACAUCGAGCACUACCUGCUCACUGGGGCCCCGUUCAUGGACGUAGAGUUCUUCCCGCGGCGGGCCCGGCUCGAUCGGCUAAUGUGGACCGACAACGACCGCAACAUGAGCCACUUCUUCAUGAAGACGUACUCCGACUUUGCACGCCACGGCAAUCCCACGCCGACGCAGGUGCUUGGCCUCUACUUCGAGAAGGCACGCAACGGUGAGCUCAAAUACCUGAACCUGAACACGACCUACAACUCGACCAUUCUGAUGAACUUCCGCCAAACGGAGAGUGCCUUCUGGACACAGUACAUUCCGACGGUCGUUGGGGUCAUGAUACCGACCUACCCACCGACCACCGAGUUCUGGUGGGAACCGAAGGAACCGCUGCAGAUAGCGUUCUGGAGUUUGGCGGCCGCCUGCCUCAUACUGAUGGUGCUCGUUGUGGUCUGCUGCAUCAUGUGGCGCAACGCAAAGCGAGAAUCGGAUCAACUGUACGACGAAGCCGUGUUCGGCAUGGAUAAUCCCGAGUCGGAGCGCGAUGCUAGCGUGCUGGAGAACACCAUCCUGCAGGGGCAACCGUUGCGCCAGCGGGACAAUAUCUACGAGUACCGUGACUCACCGUCCAAGUACAGCAAAAUGCCGCCCGACGCGAGCUCGAUCCGAUCACCGAGCAGCCUCGGCAUGACCCAGGUCACCGGCAAGAGCGGUUUGACCGGGAGCCAGAGCUCCCUGCGCAGUGCCAUCUCCCUGAAGGAGUCUUCGAUCUCACCGAUGCCGAAGGAGUCGAAUUUCGAUCGGAACAUCAAGUACGCCGAGGACGGCAUCCAGAAGAACGGCAAGGUGGCGCGGGUCGACUCCAAGAACCUGCUGGCGACCGAAACGAGCAAAUCGCGCGACCGUGAUCUCGGCGGUGCCACAUCACCCACCGGCACCACCACCAGUGUGGGGUCAACGAACCGGUCCACCCCGGUGCCACUGUCCCGCGGUGGGACUAAGGGCAACAACGCGAGCAAAACGAACCUCAUCGAGGGAAUUCCACAGACGGAAGUUUAACGCAGCCGCGAUCGUGAAUUAGGAUUUUAGGACCGUUUUAGACUAGGGCUCUACUUGCGCACAAGCCAGCGAGCGUACCGCUACAUCCCAAUCACAUACAUACCGUAGCUAGCAUCGUCCUUCUGGCCCCUUUCCAGUGUGGAGGUUUACCGGCGGCGGGGGGAAUGACUGGACGAGGCUGGGUUAGGUUAGAUUUUAAAGUAUCGGCAGCCGUACUGUAGCCGUUAGACGAUGUUAGGAUAAGCGAAAAGCGGUUCAAAGGCGACGUAAUGGGAAUCAAAUCUACAAUAGAUUGUGUGGUCCGUUCGCACGUAAGACGAAACCGAGCACCAAGUGCCUUAAAUAUGAGCCGCAAAUGGCAUUUAACUUGCCGACCGCACCAGUCCUUAAGUCCUAGGGGUUAAGAGCGAGGUGGCGAUAAUAAUAGUUCAGUGUUUCAUCGUUUACGUGUUUACCAUUUGUAAAUAUCGAUGCAUCCUGUUGUCAGUGUCAGUGUAUCCGUCCAAUUUGUGUUUAGUUCAUCACGCGCGCGCGACGCGAGUCCGUGUUUGUGUCCGUAUUGUCCGUGAUUGUUUACCACUUAAGUUUAGUCGUAUCGUACCGUAUUUUAUGUUACAUCUAAGUUAAGGUUUUAUUGUCAUUUUAGUUUCACCAUCCGGUGUAAGUCGAGCGCUCUGCUUCUCUGUCCCCCUUUAAUUUUAAUCCUAUUUGAUCCUCUCUUCCAGUCGAUCGAUCGAUUUUUUAGAGCAUUAUCAAAACUUAUUUUGGGCCAAACUGUGCAAAUAUUACCGUAUUCGGAAGCAGCCAGCGAAGCGAGUGGCAAUGCCAGAGCCUGGAAAAUGGUGGCUUCAUCCGUGAAGAACUCUCUGUUUUCUGGUCUCUGUUCCAUGCUCGGGAACUUCGCUGUGCGCUCUGUUUCCAUCUAUUUACAACUUUGUUAAGGAUAGUUCUAUUCGUCUUUAAAUACUUCGUACUUCGUAGAUUUGUCUCCUACACGAGCUUAGAAUCGUUCAGCUACCAAUAAGUCCAACCCGGUUUUUUUUUUAUCUAGCGUAGGUAAGAGCGAAGGAAAUGAGUGUAAAUAUAUUUUCAUUUCAACUAAAAAUUACCAUUUAAGUAUUACGUGAUUGACACAGCGAAAGUAGCAUCCAGCGUACAUUGAACAUUU